This is a messenger RNA of Salvia hispanica, 1747 nucleotides long. Its product is annotated as putative protein phosphatase 2C 6. The record is from RefSeq and is a predicted model, not a curated record. Gene Ontology annotation, molecular function: protein serine/threonine phosphatase activity; cation binding. Gene Ontology annotation, biological process: protein dephosphorylation. NCBI's taxonomy places the organism in Eukaryota, Viridiplantae, Streptophyta, Magnoliopsida, Lamiales, Lamiaceae.
CAUAGAUUUCCGCAGAUCCAUGGUUUUCCUGUGAUUCCUCAAACUUUUCUCUGCCUUUUCUUCUUGUUUUUCUCUUUCAUCUACCAUUUUGUUGUUUCCUUGCUUUAAUUCAUCUCAUGAAUUAACAAGGGCUUAUCUUAAAUUCCCAGUCUUUAUUUGUUUUCUUGUUAUUUCUUUUGUUUUGUUUCACUUAUCAUGGUGAUUAUGGAUUUUCCUUCUCUUGCUUUUUCAUGUAUUGCUAUUGGAGUUAGAUAAUAGAUUAAUUAAGUGAAUAUUUGAGAGAUUAGAGGAAGUUGGGAGUUGAGAUCUAUAUAUGGUGACUCCUUUUUUGAAUGAUGGUGAUUGAUGUUCAUUUUUAGAUAUGACAUCUGAGGAUGAGACCGUCUGGCGGGCUCGUGAUGUUGUGGUGCGUGACAGCGAGGAAGAUGGUUCCUCGUCGUUGGAGGGGGAUGCGUUGGCCGACAGCUGCGGCUCGUUAUCGGUAGUGAGUGAUACUAGUAGCCUGUGUGGUGAUGAUUUCUUGAGCUUUGAGGCCAACUUUUCAGAGGUUGAGAAGGAACUUGCUUCAAUUUCGAGAAAUCCGGGCAAUGAUGUUCCCGUCUCUAAAGCAUCCACGACUGAUGUCCGGUUGGAUAAAGGGGUGGCUGGCAGGGGAAGCCGGAGUUUCUUUGAAGUGGAUUGCGUGCCUCUUUGGGGUCUCAGCUCCGUGUGUGGUAGGCGCCCGGAGAUGGAAGAUGCAGUCACAACUUUGCCACGAUUGCUGAAAAUCCCGAUCCGGAUGCUAACCGGUGAUCAAGGAGUUGAUGGAGGGACGACGUGCUUGAGUCAUCUGACAGGCCACUUCUAUGGAGUGUACGACGGUCAUGGAGGCUCGCAGGUAGCUAACUACUGUGGUGAUCAUCUGCAUCUUGCUUUGAAUGAAGAGUUGGAUGUGAUGAUAAACAACCUUGAUGAUAAUGCUAGCUGUGAAGAGAAGUGGAGGAGGGCUUUCACUAGGAGUUUUCUCAAGGUCGAUGAUGAGAUCGGAGGGAAGGCCAGCCUCGAGCCGCUUGCCCCCGAGACCGUGGGGUCCACGGCUGUUGUUGCCCUAGUAUGUUCUUCACAUAUAAUAGUGGCCAACUGUGGUGAUUCGAGAGGCGUGCUCUACCGUGGAAAAGAAGCUAUAGCCCUCUCCAUCGAUCAUAAGCCUAAUCGGGAAGAUGAGUAUGCACGGAUCGAGGCAUCGGGAGGGAAGGUCAUACAAUGGAACGGCCAUCGUGUCUUUGGUGUCCUUGCAAUGUCGAGGUCUAUUGGAGACAGAUAUCUGAAGCCCUGGAUCAUCCCCGAUCCGGAGGUGAUGUUCGUUCCACGGACGAGGGACGAUGAUUGCCUCGUUUUGGCGAGUGACGGCCUUUGGGAUGUCAUGACAAAUGACGAGGCCUGUGAUCUAGCUCGUAAAAGGAUACUACUAUGGCACAAGCACAACGGCUCCACUCUCCCGUUAGAACGGGGCCAGGGGAUCGACCCUGCAGCUCAGGCGGCUGCAGAGUACCUCUCGAACCGGGCGCUGCAAAAGGGCAGCAAGGACAACAUCUCCGUUGUUGUAGUCGACCUAAAGGCUCAAAGAAAGAUUAAGAACAAGACUUAAAAUAAAGAUUAGUAUUUGUGAUUUGCCCAUAUGUUUUAGUUAUGGUGUAUAGUGUUAGUGUCAAGUCAAGUCAUAAAAUUGAAACAGAGAUUAAUCAUAAUGCAGAAUUUCUUUCAUAUA